This is a messenger RNA of Talaromyces proteolyticus, 997 nucleotides long. RefSeq lists its product as uncharacterized. The transcript has a single exon. Lineage: Eukaryota; Fungi; Ascomycota; Eurotiomycetes; Eurotiales; Trichocomaceae. The coding region runs from base 185 to 970 and encodes 261 amino acids. Gene Ontology annotation, molecular function: tRNA binding; nucleotidyltransferase activity; double-stranded RNA binding. Gene Ontology annotation, biological process: regulation of translational fidelity. Gene Ontology annotation, cellular component: cytoplasm. The record is from RefSeq and is a predicted model, not a curated record.
AUGCCGGAUUAUAUAUUAGGGUCAGUUUCUGUCAUCUUUCAUACCGUCUGACAAUGUUGAGACAGCUCUCGAUCCAUUUUGUCUUCAACCAACCAAGCGGGUCUCAAAAAAUUUCUGAAAUUAUCCAACCACCAUAAACCCUAACCCUAAACCCUAAGGCCAUAUUGUCCAAUAUCCAGCCCCUAUGGCACCGGCGCUCGAGGUCGAAGAAGGAGCGCAAACUCCUGCCGUUAUCAAACUGGUACCAGUCAUCGAUGUCGAAGAAGACGCCCGCCGUGUUUUCCACAUCUUGAAAACCGGGGGAGUCGCGAUUAUACCAUCCAGCGUCGGAUACGGCGUUGUAGCCACGGACCCUGCCGCAUUGCAGAAGGUUUUUGUUACGAAGCGACGCAAGCCUCACAAGAAACACGCCAUGAUUGGAAGCUAUGCACUCCAUCAAGAGCUUCACGUCCUCCCGCCUCGAGAGGCAGGCAUGGUCAAGCUGUUGACUGUGGACCUGAGCCUGCCACUCGGCGUGGUCGCUCCGUUUAGGCCUGAUCACCCGAUCAUCCAGAAGCUUGGGGAAGAUAUGCUCUCGCGGAGCUCUGUGGACGGCACCCUCGCGAUGCUGGUCAACGGCGGCCCCUUCCAGGACGAGUUGUCCCGGCUGGCGGCCGAAGCUGGCUUGCCGCUCAUGGGCUCAUCGGCGAAUCUGACAGGGAAAGGCACCAAGUCCUUGGUCGAGGAUAUUGAGCCGGAGAUCAGAAACGCGGCGGAUAUUGUUAUUGACUAUGGUCGCCGACAGUACUCGUAUCCUCGUCCCUCGUCGACGAUGUACGAUUUCAAGUACAAUAAAUUGCUUCGCUUUGGCGCCUGUUACGAUUCCAUCAGGGACGUACUGAAUAGGUUUUAUCAUAUCAAUCUGCCAGACGACCCGGGGCGUGAUGUUCUCUUCUCUGGGCAUCUCGGAGAGUUGGCAAAUCAGUACUGAGUUUGGAAUGGAUUCGAUAUACUGUCU